CGCUGCUUAUGGGGCUGCCUGUGUUAUGGGGUCAGCGCUGCUUAUGGGGUCAGCGAUGCUUUGAUGGGGGGUCAGCAAUGCUUAUGGGGCUGCCUGUGUUAUGGGGUCAGCGCUGCUUAUGGGGUCAGCGAUGCACAUGGGGUCAGCGCUGCUUUUAUGGGGUCAGCACUGCUUGUGGGGUCAGCGCUGCUUAUGGGGUCAGCGCUGCUUUUAUGGGGUCAGCGCUGCUCGUGGGUCCAGCGCUGCUUAUGGGGUCAGCAAUGCUUAUGGGGCUGCCUGUGUUAUGGGGUCAGCGAUGCACAUGGGGUCAGCGCUGCUUAUGGGGUCAGCAAUGCUCAUGGGGUCAGCAAUGCUUAUGGGGCUGCCAGUGUUAUGGGGUUAGAGCUGCUUAUGGGGUCGGCGCUGCUUAUGGGGCUGCCUGUGUUAUGGGGUCAGUGGUGCUCAUGGGGUCACCAGUGCUUAUGGGGCUGCUGGCGCUUACAGGGCUGCCAGCGCUUAUGGGGUCAGCGAUGCUUAUAGGGCUGCCUGUGCUUAAGGGGUCAGUGAUGCUUAUGGGGCUGCCACCACUUAUAGGGUCAGCGGUGCUUAUGGGGCUGCUGGCGUUUAUGGGGUCAGCGAUGCUUAUAGGGCUGCCGACGCUUAUGGGGUCGGUGGUGCUUAUGGGGCUGCUGGCGUUUAUGGGGUCGGUGGUACUUAUGGGGCUGCUGGCAUUUAUGGGAUCAGCGAUGCUUAUGGGGCUGUCUGUGCUUAUGGGGUCAGCGAUGCUUAUGGGGCCAGCCACACUUAAGGAGCUGUCUGAACUUAUGGGGCUGCCUGUACUUAUAGGACUGCCCCUGCUUAUGGGGCCGGCCACUCUUAUGGGGCCAGCUGUUCUUAUGGGACCAGCGAUGCUUAUGGGGCUGCCUGCACUUAUGGGGCCAGUGAUGCUUAUGGGGCUGCCUGCACUUGUGGGGCCAGUGAUGCUUAUGGGGCUGCAUGUGCUUAUGGGGCUGGCCACCCUUAUGGGGCUACCUGGGCUAUGGGGCCAGCCACUCUUAUGGGGCCAGCUGUUCUUAUGGGACCAGCUCUGCUUAUGGGGCUGCCUGUGCUUAUGGGGUCGGCGAUGCUUAUGGGGCUGUCUGCGCUUAUGGGGCUGGCCAACCUUAUGGGGCUACCUGGGCUAUGGGGCUGGCCACUCUUAUGGGGCCAGCUGUUCUUAUGGGACCAGCUCUGCUUAUGGGGCUGCCUGUGCUUAUGGGGUUGGCAAUGUUUAUGGGGCUGCUGGCAUUUAUGGGGCUGCCUGUGCUUAUGGGGUCAGUGAUACUUAUGGGGCUGCCUGCACUUGUGGGGCCAGUGAUGCUUAUGGGGCUGCAUGUGCUUAUGGGGCUGGCCACCCUUAUGGGGCUACCUGGGCUAUGGGGCCAGCCACUCUUAUGGGGCCAGCUGUUCUUAUGGGACCAGCUCUGCUUAUGGGGCUGCCUGCGUUUAUGGGGUCGGCGAUGCUUAUGGGGCUGCUGGCACUUAUGGGGUCAGCGAUGCUUAUGGGGCCAGCCACACUUAAGGAGCUGUCUGAACUUAUGGGGCUGCCUGUACUUAUAGGACUGCCCCUGUUUAUGGGGCUGGCCACCCCUAUGGGGCCAGCUGUUCUUUUGGGACCAGCGAUGCUUAUGGGGCUGCCUGUGCUUAUGGGGUCAGUGAUGCUUAUGGGGCUGCUGGCAUUUAUGGGGCUGCCUGUGUUAUGGGGUCAGCAAUGCUUAUGGGGCUGCCUGCACUUAUGGGGUCAGCGAUGCUUAUGGGGCUGCCUGUGCUUACGGGGCUGGUCACCCUUAUGGGGCUGCCUGCGGCUAUGGGGCCAGCCACACUUAUGGGGCUGCCUGCACUUAUAGGACUGCCCGUGCCCUGCUUUUAUGGGGCCAGCUGUUCUUAUGGGGCCAGCUGUUCUUAUGGGACCAGCUCUGCUUAUGGGGCUGCCUGCACUUAUGGGGCCGGCAGGACGGGGUGCCGCUGGGGACCCCAAAAGCCUCUCCUGGGUUCCGGCGCUCCGUCCCCACUGCUGUGCUGUGGGGUGGUGCCCCAUAUGGGGCGUUGGGGCCGUGUAGGGUGACGCCCCCUCCCCUAUUUGGGGUUUUCCCCCCGGGCUGGGGGUGAGGGCUCCCCCCACAACAGUGCGGCCCCAUCUUUAUUUGGGGGGGGGGGUGACCUUAUAGGAUGACCCCAAUCCCGACCCCUCACCGCCCCAUAGCGCCGGAACGGCCCCCGACCCUAAAACAAAGAGCCCGCGGCUGCACGAGGCUUUGGGGCCGCCCCCGGGGGGGGAGGAGCCCUAUAGGGCGGGGGGGGCGGGGAUGUCCCGGAUCGCGGCGAGGGGCGAUCGGAGCGGAAAGG
This is a messenger RNA of Phasianus colchicus (ring-necked pheasant), 2364 nucleotides long. The record is from RefSeq and is a predicted model, not a curated record. NCBI's taxonomy places the organism in Eukaryota, Metazoa, Chordata, Aves, Galliformes, Phasianidae.